AUGGAGGCAAGGCAGCUGAAGAGAGAUGUUGAGGCGCUUAUAGGUGAUUACAUUGGGCAGAAACUCAGAGAAAAAUCUUUUGAUCCAAAGGGCAAGGGGACCUCCACAAUGCUGGAUGACCUGGCUCACUAUGACCUGGCCAUUAACGUUGCCCUUUGGUGGUUGGACAAAGACGAGGGACGAGAUGUGCUCGACGGAGACAUCAUAGGAGCAGCGAGCAGCUCAGGAGGUGCUCAGUAUCCUGACCGCUCAGAACGGGAGGCCAUGAUCCUGUCGUCCUUUGCCGGGAUAAUUAUGAGUAGCAUUCCAGUGGAGGAGAUCUUGGCUCUGUACAGAUGUAGACCAGCUGCUUCUUACCCCAACCAGCAAUCCAAGGGCACGAUCGUGUAUCCCUUCACUCUGUCCUACCAUCCGUUUGCAAUGCUCGGCUCUUACAAGGCUGUUUACCACUCAAAGAAGCAAAGUCAAAAGUUGAAAAGAUGGCUGUCUGAGAGGAUGAAGGCGAGUGUCCCGCCUGGACGAGUGUCGGUGAAGUCUUCGUCUUCUACCUCCUCGUCUCACUCCUUCCUCAGUGACAACAGUGAUCGUCCUGAGGAAAGAACUGAGAACUAUGAAGGUUCACUGGAGUCUCUGCACGGCUGAAGUCGCCCUUCUGCAGUUUGUUUUUGUCCUCAUGAUGGACUUUACGUCUAUUUCCUUAAAGAAAAAAGUGUUUGAGUACAAGAGUUUUCACUUCUGCUGUCUUUUCUUUCAGUUUUCCCUUAAUACUGUCACACUGACGAUCUGUAAACGUCGAUCUCUGCAGAUUGAUUACAAUUGUCA
This is a messenger RNA of Anoplopoma fimbria (sablefish), 822 nucleotides long. RefSeq lists its product as uncharacterized. The transcript is spliced from 8 exons. Bases 1 to 642 code for a protein of 213 amino acids. The record is from RefSeq and is a predicted model, not a curated record. NCBI's taxonomy places the organism in Eukaryota, Metazoa, Chordata, Actinopteri, Perciformes, Anoplopomatidae.